Messenger RNA from Daktulosphaira vitifoliae (grape phylloxera), 1614 nucleotides. RefSeq names its product leukocyte elastase inhibitor-like. The record is from RefSeq and is a predicted model, not a curated record. Gene Ontology annotation, molecular function: serine-type endopeptidase inhibitor activity. The transcript has 7 exons. Lineage: Eukaryota; Metazoa; Arthropoda; Insecta; Hemiptera; Phylloxeridae. The coding region runs from base 240 to 1382 and encodes 380 amino acids.
UAAACCGUUGAUGUUAAUAAUAUGUUAACUUGUAUUUAAUAGUCGGAUAUUUCUUAAAUAAAUGUUUUAUUAACUUAAGGUCUAUUCACUACCAUUAACUUAAAAAAAAUAAAAUUGUAAUUGUUUAUUAAUUAUUUAUUAACUAUGAGAAAAUAAACUUCAAUAAGAAUAUCAAACAAGUACUAAAAAAAAGUUCUAAAACAGUGUUGCUUGUGUAUUCUUAAUUGAACCGAAGAAACAUGGAGUUAUCCGCUAAUUUUUCAGAUACUUUUCUUCAUAUAGCUAUAGACAAUUUUACCAAUUCAUUGUAUGAAGAAUUUCGCAAGAUGGAUGGAAAUUUAUUUUUUUCGCCAUUUAGUAUACAAGUUGUUCUUUUUCUUGCAAGCAUCGGAUCAAGAAGAAACACUUAUGAAGAAAUUAGAAGUACAAUUCGUUUACCAUCAGUCGAUUGGUCAGAAAUGCUUCCAGCGUAUAAAACCUUAUUAUCAUCCCUUAAACAAAAUGAAGGGUUAAAAUUGGUGACUGGUACAUUCAUAGAAAAUUCGUUUGAUGUGAACAAAAGCUAUGUUGAAAAUGCAAAAAACUUUCUUAGUUCAACCGUAGAAAAAUUGAAUUUCCAAACAGAUCCCAAUAAAGCGAGAGUUUAUUUAAAUGAGUGGGCACUAAAUCACACAGACGGAAUAAUCAAGGAAGUAUUUCCGGAUGGAAGUAUUGAUUCAGAUACAAAAUUGGUAAUUGGGAAUGCAAUACAUUUUCGUCACUUUUGGAAAAAUAAGUUCAUAACUGAGUUAACAAAAGAAGAACCAUUUUAUCUAACACCAACAGAAAAAAUCAAUGUCCAAAUGAUGAAAAGGAGCUAUAUAUUUAAUUAUUACAAAGAUUCGAAUUUAAAUUUCUCAGCUCUUGAAUUACCAUACGAAGAUAGAAAAUUCAAUAUGAUAAUUUUAUUACCUGACAGCAAAGAUGGAUUAAAUACUUUAGAGAAAAAUUUAUUCAAAAUAUCCGAUUUAAAAAAUAAAAUGAUGACUCAUAACGUAACAGUAACUAUGCCAAAAUUUAAAAUUGAGCAGUCUUUUAAACUUAAGAAUACAUUAUCAGAGAUGGGUUGUAGUUCUAUGUUUUCCAAAAAUGCUGAUUUCUCUGGCAUGAUUAAUUCAAAUUCAAAUGAGUUAGUAGUGUCUGAUGUUUUACACAAAGCAAAUAUAGAAGUAAACGAAGAAGGUACUGACGCUUCUGCAUUUACAGGCAUAAUAAUCAAAAAGAAAAUGGGAGAAAGAAUUCAAGGAUUUCCUGAGGCUACAUUUGUAGCUAACCAUCCAUUUAUAUUUAUGAUUAAAUACAAUGAUGUUGCUUUGUUUAUGGGCCGUCAAAACAGAUUUUAAGAUAUUUUUGUGUAAUUUUUCCUCGCAUUUUAAAACGCAUAAUUAAUUAUAUAGACGAAAUGUUUUUUAAUAUUCAUAAUUUUUUUUUUAAUAAUUAAUUCAAACAACUCAUUAAAAUUAAACAUUUUUUUGAUAUCAAAAAAUAAAUAAAUGUAUUCAAUAGUUUAUUGUUAAUUUAAUAAAAAUUAUCUAUUAUUCUGAAAAAUAAUUAAAUAACCUUUUACAGUUUUUA